Messenger RNA from Nicrophorus vespilloides, 2429 nucleotides. It is a transcript of the gene Sec10, whose product is annotated as exocyst complex component 5. The transcript is spliced from 14 exons. The record is from RefSeq and is a predicted model, not a curated record. Gene Ontology annotation, cellular component: cytoplasm; exocyst. Bases 236 to 2374 code for a protein of 712 amino acids. Lineage: Eukaryota; Metazoa; Arthropoda; Insecta; Coleoptera; Silphidae. Gene Ontology annotation, biological process: Golgi to plasma membrane transport; exocytosis.
UUGAAGUUUACUGCCAUUCUAAUAAAAUAAACGAUGACAAAUCGAUGAUUGGUUACGAACAAUUCUGAUAGCGAACAUAAACUUUUGAUAAAAAUCAUAACUGCCAUCUGAAUUGUGAAAUUCCAACUUGCAAUUGUUAUUUUGCUGAUGACAACAUUUGUCAAAAUAAUAAACAUAACCUAAUCUUUAUAUUGUUAUCAAUAUCCACCCAUUGAACAAAACAUAAGAAUUCAAAAUGAUGCAACAAUACAUGAAGGAGUUGGAGCAGGAUCCAUUUGAUGCUGAGGAGUUUGUGGAGCGUUUAGCCUGGAGGACAAUUGCAGAAACUAAAAAAUCAGGAGAGGAUGAUUUCAAUCCAAUUCUUUUACAUGAUUCAUUUGUACAAGCUAUAAAGGAUUUAACACUGCUUGAGGAGAGGCAACAGAAGAGGUGUGAAAGAUUGGAAGCUACAGUCAGAGAUGAUGAAACUCUAUUUAGAAGAGAAAUCCAUGGGUUACAAGAAAACAAUAAGAUGGCUGCACAUACAUUCCAAGGAUUAGAUGAGAAGAUUAAUCAUGUCGCUACAAAAGUUUUACAUUUAGGUGAUCAAUUAGAUAGUGUGAAUGGACCAAGAUCUAGAGUGGUUGAGGCUCAAAGACUCAUGGCGCACCUAAAUGAUUUUAUGUCUGCAAAUCCACUCUCAUCACCUUUAUAUUCAGAUCCUACUAAAAUAGAUGAAGCUGCUGAUAUUAUCCAAAAACUUCAUAUUAUUAGCCAAGAUUUACCUGAUUUGAAGUUUAGUUCUCUCAAAAGUAAAAUUGAAGUGAAGUACGAUGAAACUGAAAGAGCCUUAAUCGAGGAAUUCAAAGCUAAACAGCGACAAGAUGAUUUUCAGCGUAUGAAGGAAAUUGCCAAUGUGUUAUCGCAAUUCAAGAACUAUUCACAAUGCAUAAAUGCUUACAUCGAGCAAAGUCAAGCUGGUUGCCUUCUGAACAAAGACGUUUUUGGACAUUUGUUGCCGCUUUGCGAGAGGAACUAUCAAUGUAUCAAAGAGGUUUUCAAUAAUCCGGAACAAGUAAUGGCCAAAUUCAUACUGAAUAUUUAUCACUUAAAAUUACAAGAGUACAUAAGUGGAAAGCUUUCGCAAAAAAUGGAUAUUUAUAGUUAUUUGUGUAUUUUAUACGAGUUGUAUUCCAAAACAAAUCAGCUCUCGAUUGGAUUAGCCGCAUUGGAUAUGGGAUAUGAUCUGAUAUUUUUGAACAAAUUGACCAGUAACAUAUUCAGUAAACAUAUUGAGAAUUAUAUUGAGCACGAGCUUAAGUGCUUCAAGGAGAGGAGUUCCGCUAACUUGCAGAAAUAUUACGAAUCUAAGAACCACCAAAAGAAGCAAAUACAGUCUGGAGGUUUCCAAGAUUUGAAACGCGACAUACAAGCAGCGAUUGCGACGAGAGCGAACAUCAAUAUUGCACAAAUUGAAAAUUAUGGUGGGGAGACGUUCCUAUCCGAAGAACUAGCUAUAACGAUUUUACAGGAUACGAAGCAUGCUUUUCAAAGAUGUCAAUUGCUAUCAAAAUAUGAAGAAAAGGCUUCGAACGCUACGUACAUUUUAGAUCGUUUAUUAAAUAGUCUAUUAAUUGAGCACGUGGACUAUGCUUUAGAACUUGGGUUGCAAGCUGUUCCCGUAGUUGAAGGUGCGAAGAGUCCGCCGACACUUUACUUCUUCAAAGUUGUUCAUCAAGCAAACAACAUAACACAUCUACUGGAGAAGCAAUAUACCGAUUUGGUUCUACCCUUAGUAUUAAAUACUCCGAAAUACAACGAUUGCGUUACCAAAAAGAAGUUCGUGAUGGACGAUAUAGAACGGAAAGUGAACAAUGGACUUGAUAGAUCGAUGAACGCUAUAAUCACUUGGGUUAAACUCUAUUUGCAGUCAGAGCAGAAAAAGACUGAUUAUAAACCCGAAAGUGAUGAUUUUACGAUGAUGGUUUCUCCACCUUGCAAAACGGUGGUACAAUUUGUAAAUACGAUGAUUGAUGAGAUUAAGACAACUCUGGAUGGUAACAACGUAACGGCAGUUUUGCAGGAGCUUGGAAUUGGGUUGCAUAGAACAAUCUAUGACCAUAUGCUGCAAUUUCAAUAUAACACUGCUGGAGCUAUGGUAGCAAUUUGUGAUUUGAAUGAAUACAGGGCCUGCACAAAACUGUUAGGCCCAUUGGUCACCAAGCUAUUUGAAACACUGCACGCAUUGUGUAAUUUGUUGCUCGUUAAACCCGAAAAUUUACAACAAAUAUGCUCAGAGGAUUCUUUGGUUGAAUUGGAUAAAUCAGUUGUAAACAAUUUCAUCCAAUUGAGAAGCGAUAUUAAGAAUCAGAAGCAGGCAAUCAUUAAAGUUUAGUUAUAUGAUUAAUUUAUAAAUAAAACUAUAUUGUACGGUUCGGUUUCGAUCCAAA